UGCGGCACUUGCUCAGCUCGUAGUGAAAGUCGGCAGCAAGGUUUUUUGUUUGUUUCAGAUAAUCUAAUUUUUUACACUAUUUCAUCAUGAGUUGGCAAGCAUAUGUAGAUACAAAUCUUCUAGGCUCUGGGAAGGUUCAACGAGCUGCGAUUUUCGGUCAUGAUGGGAGUUGCUGGGCUACAAGUGCAGGAUUUUCGGUAUCAACAGAAGAAGCUAAAGAUUUGAUAAAGAGUCUCAAUGAUGGUAGCGUGUCAGGAAAGAGUGUUGCCGGUACAAAAUACAUGAUGCUCAGAAAUCAUGACAAGACCGCAUAUCUCAAGCUCAAGGACAAGGGGGGGUUCACAGCGUGUCUCACGUCACAAUGCAUGGUUCUAGGUGGCUAUGAUGAGUCAGCAGGUGGAGCUGGACUUUGCAAUAAUAUCGUGGAAAAUCUUGCCCAAUACCUCAAAGACAGCGGCUUCUAAGAACAGAUAUUUCACAUUUUCUAGUGUAAAACUUCUCAGUGUUUUCUAUAUUUGUAAAAUGAGUUGCGUUGAAAUAAUUAACCACAUGCCGGAAAAGUGUUAAGCCACUUGAUAGAUCAGCUAAUGUUUGAAUACAAAUGCAUGAUAUCUGCUUUAGAUAUAUUUUGUUGGCCUUCCAGAUUGUGAUAAUGAAAUAAAGAUGUUAUUUYUCAA
Molecule: messenger RNA, 677 nt
Organism: Exaiptasia diaphana
Lineage: Eukaryota; Metazoa; Cnidaria; Anthozoa; Actiniaria; Aiptasiidae
Product: profilin-2
Exons: 2
Coding region: 87-464 (125 amino acids)
Cellular component (GO): cell cortex
Molecular function (GO): actin monomer binding
Source: RefSeq, a predicted model, not a curated record